AAAAAAAAAAAUAUUGUAAUCGCCAUUCUAAGCGUAGAGGCCGAAGUCUUCAGGUUUACUUUGAUCUCCAACUAUUUGCAGCCGGAGACUAUUAUGUAGUUGUCAGAAACAUCGCUCAACUUUGCUUUGAUCUCCAACUUCCUUUUAGCAAUAUUUGCUUCUUGGGAGUAUUCCGUAGUUUGCAGAAGCAUCGGCCGCUCAACGGCAAGCAACGAUCACCUCCUGAUUCACUUUAUUUGGAGUUCUUUUGGCUUGCAGAUCUGAAAGAAGAACAAGGAUCUGCGGCUGCUCUCUUCUGCAAUUAAUUAAAUGGCGUUCCUACUAACAGCGGGGGGAUGGUUCGCGCCGUUCUUCAUCCAGAACUUGGUCGAUAAGGCCAGCAACAAAGCCAUCCAACUGUUUGCCGAGGGCCAGGGUUUCGAGGAGGACAUGGAUAAGCUGUGCACGUCGCUGCUGAAGACUCAAAUCAUCCUUGACGAGGUACAGAGUAGUGGGAGCAACAACACCAAGUGGAAGACAUUGAUGCAGGAACUCAAGGAUGCUGCUUAUGAUGCUGAGGACUUGAUAGAUGAGUUCCAAUACCAUGUCUUCAAGAAGAAGAUCAAAGAUGAAGAAAAGUACGAGGCAAGUGGCUCCAUUGGCCUUCCAAACAUUUUGUCUAGAGCAAAAAAAAAGUUGUUUGGGUCUUCUUAUUAUAUGAGAGAGAGAGUGAGGAGGAUUCAAGGAAAGCUGGAGAGAAUUGCUAAUAGUAUGGAGAGCAUCAAGAAUGUGUUACCACGAAAUGAUAAAGGGAUGCAACCUGAGGUGAAGUUUCAGGCCAGAGAAUCAUGCUCUUCCCCGGUGACGGACAUAUUGUUUGGCAGAGACAAAGAACUGAACCAAGUAGUAGACUGGUUGUUGGGGUCAGCUAGUCAGGUGGAACUUGAAUCUGGAUUUGCCAACGAUACUUUCUCCGUCUUGCCCAUCGUCGGGAUAGGAGGGGCUGGAAAGACUACUCUUGCUCAGUAUGUGCACAGAGACGACAGAGUUCAGGAUCAUUUUCACCUCAAGAUUUGGAUCUGUGUGUCUGACAAUUUCACUGUACAGGGACUCACUAAAUCUAUAAUAGAGUCAGUAACUCUACAAAAACAAUAUGAUAGUAUGAGGUUAGAACCUCUUCAAAAAAUACUCCAGCAGCAUAUUGCGAAAAAGAAAUUUCUGCUUUUUCUUGACGACGUGUGGAGCGAUGAUAAAAGUAUCUGGGAGAACUUCUGUGCACUACUCAAAGUUGGAGCUCAUGGUAGCAAAAUCAUUGUUACUACUCGAGAUAUGAAAGUUUCUAAAAUGGUUAGCCUGGUGGAACCAAUCUUACUCCAUGGUUUAGACGAAGAUGCCUUUUGGCAAUUGUUCAAUAAAUGCUCAUUUGGCACACUCAAUCCUAAAGACUAUCCGGAGCUAGAAAACAUUGGUAGAAAGAUUGCUCAUAGGUUGAAGGGCUCACCAUUAGCUGCAAAGACACUUGGCAGAGUUCUGCAAUCAAAUUUGUGCCAGCAACACUGGGCCACCGUAAUGGAAAGCGAUAUAUGGAAAGUAAAACAAGAUGAAGAUAGCAUUAUGCCAGCUCUGCAUUUAAGUUAUCAAUAUCUUAAUGAAAAUCUGAAGCAGUGCUUUGCUUUUUGCUCACUGUUUCCUAAAGACUACGAAUUCAAUAAAGACAAAUUGAUUCAAAUGUGGAUGGCUGAAGGCUUCAUCGAAGAUAAAAACACAAAUAGGAUGGAAGAUGUUGGAAGUGACUAUUUCCUUGAGUUUGUUAAUAGGUCGUUCUUUGAAGAAUUCGGAAAUUAUGGAUUAUAUCACUUUGUGAUGCAUGACCUUAUACAUGAUUUAGCUGAGAUGAUUGCUGCAGAAGAGACAUGUAGGAUUAAAAGUAACGAACGAAGAAAGAUGCUUGCCACAGUUCGGCAUCUACGAGUAGAAGAAAGAAUAUUACCGUUGGAGUUCUCUGGAUUCGACAAGUUGCGCACCUUGGUGUUGAGAAAUUCACCUCCCAAUAGCCUCUUUGGAAAACUAAGAAGCAUUCGCGUUCUGGAUGUAAGUAGGUGUCACUUCCGGGAGUUAUCUAAACAUAUUGAUAAAUUGAUUCACCUCCGUUACCUUGAUUUAUCAUACAAUUCUGAAAUUAAAUUUUUACCUAACUCAUUAGGCGACCUUUAUAAUUUGCAAACACUGAAGGUAAAAGGUUGUUCUAAACUAGAGUCUAUACCACAAGAAUUGGGUAAGUUGGUCAAUUUGAGACACAUUGAUGCAAAUUGCAAGUUUUGGGUGAUAAUGAAGGAUGUACGGAGACUAACUAAUCUUCAAGAAUUGCCAACAUUUCGUAUUCAAGAGGACGAUGCACACAAGCUUGGACAACUAAAGGAUAUGACACAGCUUCAUGGAACACUUAGUAUUCAAAAUCUUGAGAAUGUUGUCGAUAGCAAAGAAGCACAUCAUGCUGAGUUAAAGAACAAAGUCCACCUAAAAGAAUUGGAGUUGGAAUGGAAUGAUGAGAAGGAUGCCAAGUUGGAAGAGGAAGUAAUUGAAGGUCUGCAGCCACACGAAUCACUAAAAAAAUUGAGAAUUAGAGGGUACAACGGAGCUAAGUCACCUAGUUGGUUGAUGCCAAAAGUUCUAUCGAACUUGGAAAAACUUGACUUAGAAGAUUGCAAGGGAUGGGAUGAUGUUCUGCCAUUUAUUGGUCAACGUUUGCAUCUGAUUAAACUUUACAUGAUCAACAUGCCUGCUUUGAAACAACUGAGUCAUGAAUUUGAAGGCAAGUGUUUUCCAAAGUUGGAAGUGCUUUAUUUAUUUGAUUUGCCGGCAUUGGAGGAGUGGUCUUGGACCGAGGGCAGAGAUCUAUUUCCCUGCAUGCGUAAACUCUGUGUUCAAAUAUGUCCAAAACUAAAGAGAUUACCUCCCUUCCCUCCUUCCCUAGAAAAAUUGACAAUAGUAAGGUGUCCCAAGCUCAUAUUAAAUAGCAAAACGGAAGAUGACGAGGAAGGUGGCCGCCAUUUCCCGCCCUCACUCAAGGUAUUGGAAUUGAUCAACUGUGGCGAAUAUGCAAAACUUUUGCCCGACUGCUUGCACAACCUUUGUUUAGUUACUAGAUUGGAAAUAGGCCAUUGUCCACACAUAACGUCUAUUCCUCUGGUUCAAUUGGUAGAACUGCAAUACUUAAACAUCUCUAACUGUGAUGAGUUGCGAAGGAUGGAGUGCUUAGGACUCCUUAUAUCCCUCAAGAAAUUGAAGAUCGUAGGAUGCCCUAAGCUGGUUCAGUUGGAUGUAGAAGAUGAGCGAGCACAGAGCUUGUCAUCUCUGCUUAAAUUAUGCGUGGACAACACUGCUCUGCUUAAAAUGUUUCCUCUGAGAAACUCACUGUCAUUCAUCACAAAACUUCAAAUUGAAUCAUGUUCUGAGGAGGUGAUAUUUAUAGAGCCGAUAUUGGUGCGAAGCCUCACUGCUGUUACAUCUUUAAGAUUCAUUGAUUGCGAUAAACUGCAAUCUCUUCCAACUGAGCUGCUGCAUUGCCUUCCCUUCCUAGAAAAAUUAGUGAUGUAUCACUGUCCACAGCUCCAAUCACUGCCAGAGAAAGGAAUUCUUCCCUCCCUACGGAGAUUAAAAAUAGACGACUGUCCACGGAUCCAAUCACUGUCAGAGAAAGGACUUCCUCCCCUUCUCGAAGAACUAAAUAUAUUUGAUUGUCCACAGAUCCGAGCGAUGCCAGAGGAUGGGCUUCCCAUGUCACUAAUUUUUUUCCAUUGCUUUGGCGAUGUUCAUCCAACGCUGAAGGAGCAGUCAGAAAAGUUCUACGCGGAUAGAAAAAGGAGAGUAAGUACCCUUGACGCCAGUUAUUUUCAUGUAUAAAGAGCAUUUAUUUUGCAUUCCUUCUAUUGUAUUUUUAGUUAAUCUUGGCAAUAGAAGAAUACUCUCUUUUCACUGUGCAAAAGGCGGAUCCCGCCACCCAGCGGCCCCCUAGGCCUGGCCCCACAGGGAUCCUAGGAGGAGGUAAAUCAGCGGUGAAUAUUGGUCCGGGUAAAGCGUGGUGUCUCCGGAAUUUAAUAGAAUACUCUCUUUUCACGUAUAUACGAUUCAUCAACUUUUUUCUUUGCCAUACAAUUUUUUUUUUCCUUUUGUCCAAGCUCCCAAAUGUCUUUGCUUUUUUGUUUAGAUCUUUGAUAAUUAGCAUUAUUUACAUUGCUCAUUCUUUUUUUUUUCUCUUGUAUUGCAUGUAAUUUACACGGUUAGCUUACGACGGCAAGGUUGGAAUUGGAAUGAGAACGUGGACGGUUCAAUUAAUUAUCACAACAAGGAUUUGGUUCUUCAUGGGCAUAAUGUGCAUAAGACAAAAGGUAAAAAGCAUCUUUUGGAGUUUGCUAAUAAUAAUAUUCAAGUGAAGUGAUGGCUUAGGCAUAUGUUCCCAUGGAAAUAUAUGGUGUCUUUAGAAUCACUUCCUAGGGAACAAAAUUUGUUUAUGGUGUAUCGGUGUGGAUUUCUAAUUUAUUUAAUUUUUUACUGUAUCGUAUGAGCUUGCAAAAUGAAUACUUGUAGAUUUUUU
Zingiber officinale is the source of this 4573-nucleotide messenger RNA. Its product is annotated as putative disease resistance protein RGA1. NCBI's taxonomy places the organism in Eukaryota, Viridiplantae, Streptophyta, Magnoliopsida, Zingiberales, Zingiberaceae. Bases 310 to 3882 code for a protein of 1190 amino acids. Gene Ontology annotation, biological process: defense response to other organism. Gene Ontology annotation, molecular function: ADP binding; protein binding. The record is from RefSeq and is a predicted model, not a curated record. The transcript has 2 exons.